UGAUCUAAUUGUGAUUAAGACGAGUGGCAUCUCGAGCGAACCGUACAUGCUUCCACUUGCGGGAAUAUGGUUAGCAUCGUUUGCCAAUAAUGUUUUCGUCUGAUGGUGCAAGUGGCUAACUUCAUGGGGCGGGGACUCCCUGUGCGGCGGUAAAUGUGGACCUGGUUUCGGGGUUUCCUCCAAUCGCAGCGUAUAUUCAUGGCGUAUCCGAUACGACUAUACGGCACGAUACGUAACAGGGCUCUCCCAACAAAUUGUACAUGUGACCUCUUUUCAAUAAUUAUCAAUUGCAAUGCUCAGACUUUGAAGGCAAAGCCCUUCGACCGAUAUGUAAAUGCGCAGUGGCAUUGUUGUCAAUCGUGGCUAAGCUGGGUUGGGAGAACCAGGCUUACGUCUAAUUACGUUGGUCAUACAUCUACUUUGUAUGUAUGUGAUCACUAGUGUAAAAGAGAUGCGGAUUCAACUCUAAGCUCUUAUAGAAAGCUUCGAGAUACGUAAAAAACCAAUAAGUAAGAGGUUAGAGGUCGAACUUCGUCUGACACUGUCACACGGCGAGAUGAUAGACUGGACA
Molecule: messenger RNA, 571 nt
Organism: Paraphaeosphaeria sporulosa
Lineage: Eukaryota; Fungi; Ascomycota; Dothideomycetes; Pleosporales; Didymosphaeriaceae
Exons: 1
Coding region: 154-441 (95 amino acids)
Source: RefSeq, a predicted model, not a curated record